Molecule: messenger RNA, 2937 nt
Organism: Fimicolochytrium jonesii
Lineage: Eukaryota; Fungi; Chytridiomycota; Chytridiomycetes; Spizellomycetales; Powellomycetaceae
Exons: 13
Coding region: 70-2772 (900 amino acids)
Source: RefSeq, a predicted model, not a curated record
GGACGGCGGAGUACCAAGAUACAGAGGCGUUCUGUUUGGGGCGUAUUACCGAGCAACGAAACAGCAGUAAUGAGCGAUGAUGCUGCGUCUCCAGAACUACUGGGCCUGUCUGAUGGCCUAUCACAAGCGUCAUACAUGCUGUCUGGAAUCACCAACGCCUCCCAGGUUCCCUUAGCGACUUCAAACGGUGCAGAACUUAGCGAAGUCAUUCAAGCUAAGGAGGCCGUGGAGGAAGGCAACGUUACGACCGUGGUCAGGAGCCUGGUCAGGAGCCAGGAGGUUGAAGCCAGCGCGCGCUCCGUAGCUAGCCACCAGCUGGCUUCACAGGAAAAACAGUCUGGGAGGACCCCAGUUACUUCGAAUAGCGAAAGCGCAGCUUUGGAGGCAGAAGAAGAUAAAGACGAUUCAGGAACAGGGGAGGAGAAGGAUUGUGAAGUCUCGCAAGUCUACAGUGGGGACGAAAGGCAGGGUGCUCCAUGCUCUGCAGGUCCGGCCGCCCUGGAUGAAUUGAGGGAUGAGUCAGUUGAAGAGGCAGAUAUCAUGGAGCAUUCGAACGAACCGGUGUCUGAAGAUACAGACCCUUCAGAACUCAUUGGCAAGAUUCGAUCGUUUUCCCCGGGAGAGAAAGCGGGGAACCCUAUCCCGCUUUUUGAGUUAUUUCGAGACAUACGAGAAAUUGCUUUUCGAGCAAUGAGGACGGAAGAAAUUGCAUUCCUGCUUCCACGGGACAUUCAGGCGCUAUGCUUUGAAAGAUUCCGUCAAAUCUCGGCUAUCGUACUACAGGGAGCGGGCGUGACGGAAACGGAGCCGUGGGUCAAUGUUGUCACGGAGUUAUUUGCCAGUUUCAAAGCAUUGUUGGAUUGCACCAAGGCAAGCUCAUUGACUCGGAUGUCAACCGAUACGGGGACAUGGCGAGAAGAGGCUUCAAAUACUUUAAGCAGUUUCGUACCACUGGUGGAUCAUCUUCUCAGCCGCUACGGGCAAAAUGCCGAACUGUACCUGGCGGCGUGCAAAGGCUAUUGUAGCUUACUUGAGUUUGCAACCGGGAGUCACGAGUCUUUCGUUCUCACUAUCGCGUGGAAACAAUGUGCACGCCUAGCGCAUUCGUCUCCGGAACAAACCUCCGAAUUGAAUCUGAUCGCGCUGAAUGGUCUUUCGAAGUCUUAUGCCAUGCAUAUUCGUACGCUUCAAGAUGCACAGACAGCGGAGAUGAAUAAGUGUAACGGUCUCGGCAAAUGGUAUCUGACACAGCUAGGCGCAUUUCUGUCCGGCGGGCGCACUCUGAUAUGUCGACAACAGUUGCCCUUCAUAAUCAGGAUGCUUCGAAUGACAUGCACUUUGCUCUGCCAGGAAACACUACGCAUCGAUCCGACAUCUGAGGCGCUGAUGUCAUGCCUCAUCAAGAUGUUGACAUUCCUCUUCAAAUCUCCGAAAGUGGACGAGACGAUGAAACGACUCCUUUUGGAAGAAUGCUUUGAGAGCAUUAUCAGUCCUUCCGAACCGGAUCCGAUGAAUGAUGCCGAUGGCACCACCACCGCAGGGAAGGCCUUACUGGUAUCACUAUUGUUCCGGUACAUGGCAUGGGGCACUACCGAUGAGCAAUGCGCCUUUCUCCUCGGCGACACACCCAUGUCGCUUCAGGCGGUCUUUGGUGUCUUAUCGGAGGUCGAUUCGGCACUGCUCAACUGUUCCGAAGGUUCUCGACCAUCUUUGUACGCCGAAUAUCUGACUGGUAUUUGUGUCUUCACCCAUACGUUGUUCCCGGAGGCGUUUGCGGAAUUGGAGCGGAUCCUAUUCAUGGAAUGGUUGAGGCCUGGGUCUGCGUCUACUGGGAUUUUGGUGGGAGACCUGUUAACAUAUAUUGCGGAAAACGGCCCAGCAAGCGUAAGAGAAACCUGGAAGUCACAGCUCUUCCCACAGAUGAUUGGAAGCCUGAAAGAAUUUCCGAAAUUGCGUUCACGAAUGAAAUCUCUCUCGGGCAACAUUUUUGGAGACUACCCGGUCGAUGCAGCAGCUCUGUCACCAGCGACUGAUCUCGACGAUGGCUGGUUGGAAAGCGUAUUGGACCAUUGGGCAGGAGCUUCCUGCGUAACUAAGGAGCUCCUGCAGUCGCAAGGAACUCUCGUUCUAGAUGCAUGCGAUCUCAUCUUCCGGCAAGUACUCCUUCGAAAGGGAGAUUCGGAAUACGUACGAUGGCUUAGCGCCCUCCAUCUAGUCCUGGAGAGCAUGGGGACCCUCGCUAAAAGCCUAGACACGCUGAAUGGAGAUCCUGAAGUGGCCAAGUUCCGCCCGCGCCUAGUAAAUAUUCUACGACUGCUUCCCAACGUGAUUAGAAGUACCAGUGAGCCUGCUCAGGUCGCUGCCUCCGCAACGGAUGAGAAUACCAUGGAGAAGAUCGUGGAUGGGAUCAACAGGGCAUUGCACCUUGCAACGAGCGCGGUGAACCACUUCGAGCCAGGAGACAUUGACCGUCUCUUGGGCACAUUGCAUGGUCACCCUUUGAAGGGUUACUUUCCAGAGACAGCAGUUCUCGAAUUGCUUGCCGCCAUUGGUCCCUUCAGCACCGAUGAGACGCAAAAAUAUGCCGCCAUCGCAUACAAAGAAGCACUGGAGAGCGAUAAUUGGGCAGUGGUUUACUCUGCAUUGCAAAGCCUAGUCCACUUCUCCGCUGCCUCGCCGAGAGGUCCCCCGAAAAUGAUUGCGGCUCAUAAAGUCAUGGUUCGAAACUUUAUCAAGAAAGUGCCUUUUGCAUUUGAUGGGAAAAUGGCGUAGCCGUUUAGUGUAGAGGGGUAGACAUGAUUUGAUUGAGAUAGAGGUAGAUCGAUAACGUUGUGACGGAGUCUCCUAUUUUGUGUCGUAUCACUACUGGGAUACUGCUAACUGAACACAUACUACCUAACUCUGACUUGGCAUCGAUGAAGUGUGCGAACAAAGAAG